UGCUUCAUAAUUGGUGGACGAAGUACCAUACAAAAUGACGACCUGUAGUCUCCUACAGUUUGUAGCUAAAAUUAUAACAUUACAUAUUUUAAUAAGUAAUUCUACUUGUGGCGCGUAUGGUCAUAGUAGCUACACUAGACUACCACGCAGCAUCAGCUGUGUUCUUCCACAACACCCACAAUUUGGUAAUUGGACCAUUUACAACUCCCUUUCCCAGUUGCUCCCUGGGACGUUGGUACCAGAACAAACAGUCUUAGAAACAAGUUGCCAGAAGGGUUUCAAAUUAGACGGUGAAGACAUCACUGCUUGUAUCCGGGGGACAUGGAAACCCAAAAUUGGACAGUGCUUGCGGACCUGCCCCACCAUAAACAGCAGCUUGGCAAUGAGAGUGACUUGCAGCCGUAACAACCAAACACUAGAAUCUUGUGCUAACGUUUUUGAUGGCACAGUUGCGUCCUUUCACUGUGCCGACUAUUUCGAGUUCCAGACUCCGGACCAAGAAGCGACACAAUGGUGCUCGAACGGAAACUGGGUUGGGAGUUUACCCACGUGCGUACCCAUUUGCGGCCAGUCAUCGCCUACAGCAGAUCCUACAUUAAUUGUUGGUGGAAAGAAAGCAAAAAGAGGUAAAUACCCAUGGCAUGUCGCUUUAUAUGACGCUCAGAGCAAAACUUUGCUUUGUGGUGGAACCCUAUUAAAUCAAAGAGUCGUCUUAACAGCGGCACACUGCAUUACAAACGUUGAAGCUCACCUACAACCAAAAGAGAAAUAUAUAGUAGCAGCUGGAAAAUAUUUUCGCCAGUAUAAUCAUACUGAUGAUGCUGACAGCACACAGUUUUCCUCUGUAAUUGAAAUGUUUAUUCCGUAUCAGUACAGAGGACACGCUCGACAUUAUGCUGGAGACAUUGCCCUUAUUGUUACGAGUAAAAUAUUUAAUCUUACUAUCAACGUUAGACCCAUAUGUAUUAUAUGGCAGAUGACACGUUAUAAAGAGCUAUUAGAUCCUACUAAAACGAUGCGUGCUUAUGUCACCGGAUGGGGUUUUACUCGUGAGUUCACAGAUCGUCCUGAUGUUCUUAACGAAUUAGAAGUUCCUCUCAUUACUGAUCAGAAGUGCAUUGAGGAACUACCCGAAGACGACAUACAAUAUGUGACUGACGAUAAAUUCUGUGCUGGCUUUUUAAAUUCUAGUACUUCUGUGUGCAAAGGCGACAGUGGUGGAGGUUUGGUAAUUAAACGCAAUAAACGUUACUACAUCAUUGGAAUUGUUAGUCUUUCACCUCGGGGAGCCACAAAACAUGGUGGUUGCAAUAGUCAGCUCUAUACUCUUUACAUUAAAUUGUCUUUCUACCUUGACGAUUUUGUGCUCGAGAAAGAAGCCAAAUUUAGGCCACGUUUUGACUGUGGAGCCAUUUCUGACUGUAACAAUAUUGUAUUCAGUACAGAGUCGCCAUCAACAAGAGUGAUAGUUACAAAUACGUCUGAUGGGUAAAAUACACUUCCUUUUCAAGGAACAGAUUUUACAGUUCUAGGAAUUUUGUUUAAAUAGUGGCUGCAUUUUACCAAACCAUCCAGAAUUUGGCAAAUGGUUUGUUACUGGAUCAAAA
Messenger RNA from Zophobas morio, 1607 nucleotides. Its product is annotated as clotting factor C-like. The transcript is spliced from 10 exons. The record is from RefSeq and is a predicted model, not a curated record. Lineage: Eukaryota; Metazoa; Arthropoda; Insecta; Coleoptera; Tenebrionidae. Gene Ontology annotation, biological process: proteolysis. Bases 35 to 1492 code for a protein of 485 amino acids. Gene Ontology annotation, molecular function: serine-type endopeptidase activity.